GCCGCCACCAUGCACGCCGCGGAGCCCCCGCCACCCGAAGACUCCGGGACUCCAUCCAAGCCGAACUUUUAGAUCCCACGGAGUGAGGCCCGCGGGCCGGGUGGGGGAGAGACUGACCGCGGCAUUCCCCCGCGGAGGAUGGAUGGCCGAGACUUCGGGCCCCAGCGGUCCGUGCACGGCCCCCCGCCGCCGCUACUGUCCGGCCUGGCCAUGGACGGCCACCGCGUGGGCGCGGCCACUGCCGGACGUUUGCCCGCUUCGGGGUUGCCCGGCCCGCUGCCACCCGGGAAAUACAUGGCUGGCCUCAACCUCCACCCGCACCCGGGCGAGGCUUUCUUGGGCAGCUUUGUGGCCAGCGGGAUGGGGCCCUCGGCUUCAUCCCAGGGGAGCCCAGUGCCCCUGCCCUCUGACCUCUCCUUCCGCUCCCCCACCCCCAGCAACCUACCCAUGGUGCAGCUGUGGGCCGCCCACGCCCAUGAAGGCUUCUCCCACCUGCCCAGCGGGCUGUACCCAUCCUACCUCCACCUGAACCAUCUGGAGCCCCCCACCAGCGGGAGCCCUCUCCUCAGCCAGCUGGGCCAACCCAGCAUCUUCGAUACCCAGAAAGAUGGAUUCUACCUACCCGCCCCGGGGGCUCCGGGCACCCUGCACUCUCACGCGCCUUCCUCCAGGACCCCUGGUGGACACUCUUCGGGCGCUUCAGCCAAAGGUUCCUCCAGGGAAGGUUCAGCCAAGGAGAGGGCAGGCCGUGGUGGGGAGCCACCCCCCUUGUUCGGCAAGAAGGACCCUCGGGUACGGGAGGAGGUGGCCGGCUCGCGUGGCGUGGUGGACUUGACCCAGGAGGCCCGGGCUGAAGGCCGCCAGGACCGUGGGCCUCCGCGCCUAGCCGAGCGCCUGUCUCCCUUCUUGGCCGAGGCCAAAGGGAAGAGCGCGUUGCAGCCUUCCGCUCUGAGCUUGUGCAACGGCUCGGUGGACCUGGGGCUGGUGGCCGAGGCCAGCCGCGGUGGCGCCAAGGAGGUGUCCCGGCAGGAGGAGAGCGCGCGGCUGCUGCGGCGCGCCGAGGCCCUGCUGCCCGCGCCCAGGCCCUGCGCGUCCCCGCUGCCCCCGCCGCCGCCCCACAAGGGUCCCCCGGCGCCCCCAGCCUCGGCGCCUGCCGGCGUCUACACGGUGUUCCGCGAGCCGGGCCGCGAGCACCGCGUCGUGGCGCCCACCUUCGUGCCUUCCGUGGAGGCCUUCGAUGAGCGCGCGGGGCCCAUCCAGAUCGCGUCCCAGGCGCGCGACGCCCGCGCCCGCGAGCCGGGCCGCCCCGGGGUCUUGCAAGGUCCACCCGGUUCCCCCAGACCCGAGCGGCCCGAGGUCCUGCGCGAGAAGAGCUCGGUGAUCCGCUCGCUCAAACGCCCACCGCCCGUGACAGAUGCACCCCAGGCCCGGGCCAGCGCCAGGGCCUCCCCGGACGCGCGCGCCUACCUUCCGUCCAAGGAACUACUCAAGCCCGAGGCCGAGCCGCGGCCCUGCGAGCGGGCGCCCCGAGCAGCAGCAGCAGCAGCAGCAGGAGGAGGAGGAGGAGGAGGAGGAGGAGGAGGAGGCCCCAGCGCCACCGCCAAGCUCUUCGGCCUGGAAAGCUCGAGACCUCCCGCGGCCACGGGGCCCGAGCACAAGUGGAAACCCUCCUUCGAGCUGGGCAACUUUGCCACCACGCAGAUGGCGGUGCUGGCCGCGCAGCACCAUGCCAGCCGUGCCGAGGAGGAGGCGGCAGCCGCCGCUGUCGCCGCCGCCACCGCCGCGGCCUCCAAAAAGGCCUACCUGGACCCCGGGGGUGCCGUGCCCCGAGCCGCGGCCACCUGCGGCCGGGCUGGCACCGACCUCCAUCCCACAGCCCACGGAGGGCCCGGGGAGGCCUCGGCCAUGCAGAGCCUCAUCAAGUACAGCGGCAGCUUCGCCCGCGAGGCCGUGGCCGUGCGCCCUGGUGGCUGUGGCAAGAAGAGUCCUUUUGGAGGCCUGGGCACCAUGAAACCCGAGCCCACACCCACCUCUGCUGGUGCCUCCCGCACCCAGGCCCGGCUCAUGCAUUCUGGAGUCCCCGCAGCCGGAGGAGGCCGGCAGCUGAAGAGGGACCCCGAGAGACCCGAGAGUGCCAAGGCCUUCGGGAGAGAAGGCUCUGCGCAGGGGGAGGCCGAAGUGAGGCACCCACCCGUGGGGAUUGCUGUGGCCGUGGCCCGGCAGAAGGACAGUGGGAGCAGCAACCGACUUGGACCUGAUCAGGAACGUUCUUUGUCAUUGAGCAAUGUCAAAGGGCACGGCCGGGCGGACGAGGACUGUGCGGAGGAGCGGGCCCGACAUCGCGGGGAGCGGCUGCCAGGAGGACGGCUGGACAGAGACCAGGAGAAGCUGCUCCGAGAAAGUAAGGAGUUGGCUGACCUGGCUCGUUUGCACCCCACCAGCUGUGCUCCUAAUGGCCUGAACCCCAACCUCAUGGUGACAGGUGGCCCGGCGCUGGCAGGUUCCGGCCGCUGGUCUGCCGACCCUGCGGCCCACCUGGCCACACACCCCUGGCUGCCUCGCUCAGGAACCACAUCCAUGUGGCUUGCAGGACAUCCCUAUGGCCUGGGCCCUCCCUCUUUACAUCAGGGCAUGGCCCCCACGUUUCCACCUGGUUUGGGAGGCUCCUUGCCAUCGGCCUACCAAUUUGUCAGGGAUCCCCAGUCUGGCCAACUGGUGGUCAUCCCUAGUGAUCACCUGCCUCACUUUGCGGAGCUCAUGGAGAGAGCAGCCGUGCCACCCCUCUGGCCAGCCUUGUAUCCGCCGGGCCGCAGCCCCCUGCACCACGCCCAGCAGCUGCAGCUCUUCUCUCAGCAGCACUUCCUGCGGCAGCAAGAGCUGCUGUACCUGCAGCAGCAGGCGGCCCAGGCCCUGGAGCUGCAGCGGAGUGCCCAGCUGGUGCAGGAACGGUUGAAGGCACAGGAGCAUCGUGCUGAGAUGGAAGAGAAAGUGAGCAAGCGGAGCCUGGAGGCUGCCAGCAAGGCCAGCCUAGCGGCCACUGGCCCAGGACUGCUGCCUCGCAAGCCCCCUGGCCUGGCCUCAGGCCCUGCGGGCACCCACAGCAAGGCCAUGAGUCCCCCGCCAUCUCCCCGCGCUUCCCCUGUGACCGCUUUGAAGGCUAAGGUCAUCCAGAAGCUAGAAGAUGUGUCCAAGCCGCCCACCUACGCCUACCCUGCCACGCCCAGCUCUCACCCCAGCAGCCCGCCACCUGCCUCCCCGCCGCCUACCCCUGGCCUCACCCGCAAGGAGGAGGCCCCGGAGAAUGUUGUGGAGAAGAAGGACCUGGAGUUGGAGAAGGAAGCGCCAAGCCCCUUCCAGGCUUUAUUCUCAGAUAUCUCACCCAGGUUCCCAUUCCAAGCUCUGCCGCCACACUAUGGGAGACCCUACCCCUUCCUGCUGCAGCCCACCGCAGCCGCCGACGCCGACGGCCUGGCCCCCGACGUACCUCUCCCUGCGGAUGGGCCUGAACGCCUGGCCCUCUCUCCCGAAGACAAGCCCAUCCGCCUGUCACCCUCCAAGAUCCCAGAGCCGCCGCAGGAGAGCCCCGAGGAAGAGCCUCUGGCAGACCGGGAGGUGAAGGCGGAAGUCGAGGACAUAGAUGAGGGGCCCGCGGAGCUGCCUCCCCUGGAAUCACCUCUGGCCCUGCCUGUUCCGGAGACCAUGGUGGCUGCCAGCCCUGCAGGCAGCUGUGGGGGCGGCCUGAUGGAGGCCCAGGCGCUGACCACCACCGGGCAGGGCUGUGGGGAGCCCUCCGAGGGCGCAGACUUUGCACAGGCGGCCGAAGCACAGGGACAGUUAGCAGGCCGGACGGAACCCCAUGUGGCCACUCUGGAGCUGGGGCCACAGCUGACACCUGAGCCACUGGUGGAGACUAAAGAGGAACCCGUGGAGGUGCCCCUGGAUGUGCCCAUGGAGGAGCCCAUUACGGAGGCAGGACCUGAGGAAUGCCUGGCCCAGCCGGCUCUAAGUGACCCGCAGCCCACCCUGGAGCUGCCAGACUGUGAACUGCCUGUCAGGGAGGACCAGCGUCCUAACCUUGAGGCCCAGGAGGCCACACCCAUACCAGGCAGUGCCUGCUACCCUGAAGAGACAAGCUCUGAACCGCUCUCGACAGGCCUGGAGGACCCAUUGGCUGGCAUGAAUGCUCUGGUGGCAGCGGCUGAGUUGCCCCAGGCCAGGCCUCUGCCAUCCCUGGGCACAGGAGUCCAGCCUGUGGAGAAGCUGGCUGCGGCCCCGAGCCUGGUCCUGGAGCACAGCUUCCUGCAGGGGAUCACCUUGCUGAGUGAGAUUGCUGAGCUGGAGCUGGACAGGAGGAGCCAGGAGACCACAGGUGCAGAGCCAAGCUUGGCUGUGCGGCCCUCCCUGGAGAGCCUGCUGGCGGCCAGCAGCCACAUGCUGAAGGAGGUGCUGGACAACCCCCUGGUGGACCCACUCAAGAACCUGCGGCUCCCUCGCGAGCUGAACCCAAACAAGAAGUACAGUUGGAUGCAGAAGAAGGAGGAGCGGAUGUACGCCAUGAAGUCCUCCCUGGAGGACAUGGCUGCGCUGGAGCUGGACUUCCGCAUGCGGCUGGCCGAGGUGCAGCGACAGUACAAAGAGAAGCAGCGGGAGCUCAUCAAGCUGCAGCGCCGCCGGGACUCUGGGGACAGGCACGAGGAUCCCCAUAGAAGCUUGGCACGCAGAGGCCCUGGCAGGCCACGGAAACGGACCCACACCCCGAGCGCCCUGUCGCCCCCCCGCCAGAGAGGGAAGAGACACAGCAGUAGCGGAAAGCUGAGCAGCAAGGCCCUGCUGACGGCGGACGACUGCGAGCUGGGGGGAGGGCUGAGGAAGAGGCACAAGGGGCCCGAGGAGGAGCACGGCGGCCUCGGCCUCGCUGCGACGGGGAAAGCCGGCGGGAGGAACCAGAGCUGGGACGCGCUCGAGGCCUCGUCCGACUUCAUGAGUCAGCUAAAGAUUAAGAAGAAGAAGUUGGCCAGCGACCAGGAGCAGUUGGCGAGCAAGCUAGAUAAAGCCCUCUCCCUCACAAAGCAGGACAAGUUGAAGUCACCUUUCAAGUUUUCGGACAGUCCCGGGGGCAAAUCCAAAACUAGCGGGGGCUGCGGCAGGUUCCUGACUCCGUAUGAGAGUCUGCUGGGCAAGGACAGAAAAGCUCUGGCCAAAGGGCUCGGCCUCUCUCUGAAACCCUCCAGAGAAGGUAAACACAAAAGGGCCGCCAAAGCCAGGAAGAUGGAGGUGGGGCUCAAGGUCAGAGGCCAGUCCAAGACUGCGCAUUCUCCAUUUGCCUCGGAAGUGAGCAGCUACUCCUACAAUACGGACUCAGAGGAAGAUGCAGACUUCGUGAAAGAUGAGUGGUCUGCCCAGGGCCCCUGCAGCUCCAAACUGACCUCAUCCCUCCUGUGUAGCAUGGUGGCCAAGAGCAGCAAGCCAACCACAGGCCCCAAACUGACCAAGAGGGGCCUGGCGGGCCCCCGGACUCUGAAAGCCAAGGUGGCCGCCAGCAGGAAGCAGCCCUUCUGUUUGCUGCUUCAAGAGGCAGAGACCCGUGCCUCCUUCAGCGACUCUUCGGAGGAUUCCUUUGAUCAAGAUGAGAGCUCGGAGGAGGAUGACGAGGAGGAGGAAGAGCUGGAGGAGGAGGAGGAGGAGGAGGAGGCCAGAGGCAGCUAUAGGCUGGGUGCCCGAGAACGGGCCCUGUCACCAGGCCUGGAGGAGAGCGGCCUGGGGCUGCUGGCCCGCUUCGCCGCCAGCGCCCUCCCGAGCCCCACCGCGGGGCCGUCGCUGUCAGUGGUGCAGCUGGAGGCCAAGCAGAAGGCCCGCAAGAAGGAGGAGCGGCAGAGCUUGAUGGGCACGGAGUUUGAGUACACAGACUCGGAGAGUGAAGUCAAGGUCCGCAAGCAGUCUCCCGCAGGGCUGCUGCGGCCCAAGAAGGGGACCGGGGAGCCCGGCCCAUCCCUGGCUGUGCCCACACCUGGUGCCCGGGGCUCUGGACCCACCAGCCCCGACAAAGCCAAGCUGGCCACGGAGAAAGGACGCAAGGCUCGGAAGCUGCGAGGCCCCAAGGAGCCUGGCUUCGAGGCAGGGCCCGAGGCCAGCGACGACGACCUGUGGACGCGGCGCCGCAGCGAGCGCAUCUUCCUGCACGACGCCUCGGCCGCGGCCCCCGCGCCCAGCGCAGCGCCGGCCCCCAAGCCCAGCCGCUGCGGCAAGGGCGGGGCGCCCAGCCCGCGCAAGGACGCGGGCCGAGCCCGGGACAGGAAGGAGCCCAGGAAGAAGAAGAAGGGGAAGGAAACCGGGUCAGCAGCCACACUGCCCCCUGAGGCCAGGGCCUCUCAUACUGGCUCCCUCGCGACGUCCAAGAGGAGCAAGGCCAAGGCCAAAGGGAAGGACGUAAAGAGAGAGAACCGGGGGAAAGGAGGGGCUGUGAGCAAGCUGAUGGAGUGCAUGGCCGCCGAGGAGGACUUCGAACCCAGCCAGGACUCGAGCUUCUCUGAAGACGAGCACCUGCCCCGCAGCGGGGCCGCAGAGCGACCCCUGACCCCGGCCCCCCGCUCUUGUAUCAUCGACAAAGACGAGCUGAAAGACGGCUUGCGUGUGCUCAUCCCCAUGGACGACAAGCUGCUGUACGCGGGGCACGUGCAGACGGUGCACUCGCCCGACAUAUACCGGGUGGUGGUGGAGGGUGAGCGCGGGAACCGACCCCACAUCUACUGCCUGGAGCAGCUGCUGCAGGAGGCGAUCAUCGAUGUAAGGCCGGCCUCCACACGCUUCCUCCCCCAAGGGACCAGGAUCGCAGCCUACUGGAGCCAGCAAUACCGCUGCCUCUAUCCAGGCACCGUGGUCCGAGGGCUGCUGGACCUGGAGGAUGACGGCGACUUGAUCACUGUGGAGUUUGACGAUGGGGACACAGGCAGGAUCCCCCUCUCACACAUCCGCCUCCUGCCGCCCGACUAUAAGAUCCAGUGUGCCGAGCCAUCCCCCGCUCUCCUGGUGCCCAGUGCCAAGCGCCGCAGCCGUAAGGCCAGUAAAGAUACUGGAGAAAGCAAAGAGGGGUCGGCGCCUGUGUCCGAAGAGACCCCAGGAGGCAAAGCACGAGGGCGCGGGCGGAAACCCAGUGCCAAGGCCAAGGGUGACAGAGCUGCUGUCCUGGAAGAGGGGUCCCCCACAGGUGAAGUCCCCAGCGCCCCCUUGGCCCUGGAGCCCACCAGUACGCCCAGUUCCAAGAAGAAUGCCACAGAACCUGUGGACAAGCGGGCCAAGGCCCCCAAGGCUCGCUCGGCCCCCCCACAGCCCAACCCCACGCCAGCCGCCUUCGCCAGCUGCUCGGCUCCCGAGCCCUUCGGGGAGCUGCCGGCUCCCUCCACAGCCCCCCUCAUCAGCAUGGCUGCCACCCGCCCCAAGCCCAAGAAAGCUCGAGCCACUGAGGGGUCGGGCUCUAAGGGCCCUCGAAGGCCAGGGGAGGAGGCUGAGCUGCUUGUCAAACUGGACCAUGAGGGGGUCAUGUCCCCCAAAAGCAAGAAGGCCAAAGAGGCCCUGCUCCUGCGGGAAGACCCAGGGCCUGGGAGCUGGCCGGAGCCCGCGGGGCUGCUGACCCUGGGCAGCUACCCUCCGGCAGCAGGCAGUGCAGAGCCCAAGGCAGCCUGGCCGAAAGCCCUGGAAGGUGACCUCCCCCAGGAGCCCGGGCCGGGGCUCCCGCUAGAGGACCCUGGGAAUCCCAAGAGCCCGGACAAGACCCAGGCUGAGCAGGACGGGGCUGAGGAGUCCGAGACCAGCAGCAGCAGCGGCAGCAGCAGCAGCAGCAGCAGUAGCAGCAGCAGCAGCAGCAGCGGCUCUGAGACGGAAGGGGAGGAGGAUACGGAGAAGAACGGGGAGGAUGGCCGCGGCACGGAGGGCCGCACCUGCAGUGCUACCAGCUCCAGGGCCUCCUCCCCGGCCUCCUCCUCUUCCUCCUCCUCUUCCUCUUCCUCCUCUUCUUCCUCUUCUUCUUCCUCCUCUUCCUCUUCGUCGUCGUCCUCUUCGUCGUCCUCUUCAUCCUCCUCUUCAUCCUCCUCUUCCUCCUCUUCCUCCUCUUCCUCAUCUUCCUCCUCCUCUUCCUCUACCACAGACGAGGACUCCUCUUGCAGCUCCGAUGACGAGACGGCCCCCACACCUGCCCCUGCCCCUGCCGCUGGCCCCUCCACCCAGCCAGCCUUGCCCACCAAGGUGUCCAAGCCACCCAGUAAGGCGCGUUCCUCCACCCACUCCCCGGGCAAGAAGGCGCCCGCCGCCCAGCCGCCGCCCCAGCCGCCGCCCCAGCCCCCGCAGCCUCUGCAGCCCAAGGCCCAGGCUGGGGCUGGGGCCAAGAGCCGACCCAAGAAGAGGGAGGGCGUGCACCUGCCCACCACCAAGGAGCUGGCCAAGCGGCAGCGCCUGCCCUCCGUGGAGAACCGGCCCAAGAUCGCCGCCUUCCUCCCUGCCCGGCAGCUUUGGAAGUGGUUCGGCAAGCCCACCCAGCGGCGGGGCAUGAAAGGCAAGGCUCGCAAGCUCUUCUACAAGGCUAUCGUGCGUGGCAAGGAGAUGAUCCGCAUAGGGGACUGUGCCGUGUUCCUGUCGGCUGGCCGCCCCAACCUGCCCUACAUCGGCCGCAUCCAGAGCAUGUGGGAGUCUUGGGGUAACAACAUGGUGGUGCGGGUCAAAUGGUUCUACCACCCAGAGGAAACCAGCCCCGGCAAGCAGUUCCAUGAGGGCCAACACUGGGACCAGAAGUCUGGGCGCAGCCUCCCCCCAGCCCUGCGGGCCUCCAGCCAGAGAAAGGACUUCAUGGAGCGUGCCCUGUACCAGUCCUCCCAUGUGGACGAGAACGACGUGCAGACGGUGUCCCACAAGUGCCUGGUGGUGGGUCUGGAGCAGUACGAGCAGAUGCUGAAGACCAAGAGGUACCAGGACAGCGAGGGCCUGUACUACCUCGCGGGCACCUACGAGCCCACCACGGGCAUGAUCUUCUCCACGGAUGGUGUGCCCGUGCUCUGCUGAGCACUGCCCACCUGCCCGCCGGAUUGUGUCCCAAGGACCUAAAGGAACCCCUCACCACCACUGCCAUGGCGCGGGACCACGUGUGUUGUGUGCAUGCCAGUGUGCCCGUGGGCACGUGCAUGUGGCCAGGUGUGUGUGUGUGAAUGCCCCGGGCGAGUGAGCGUGUACAUGUGUGUGCCCGUAUGCAUGCACGUGUGUGCACACAUGUGCACACGCCUCCCCCGUCGCCCCUGACACAGGGGCUCCAUUCGGCUAUUGGGCUCUGGCUCUGCUGUCCCCUCGGAGUUGCCUGAGCCGGCGACAGGCCCCCACCUCCCCCAGCACCUUGUGCACGCUUGUCCAGGCCGCCCUUUGGGCUCUGGCCUGUGCAGACCGUGAUGGUGUGGGGAGAGUUGGAAGGAACCAGACAGAUGCUCGCCCUGCCCUGCGGUCCAGCCACCUCCGGGCCCAGCAUGGAGCCCAGCCAUGGCCUCCCCCCACAGGUUGGGCGGACCCCAAUGCCAGCCAGCCUCACUGACCACCCCAGGCAUUCAUCCAAGCACCCACCAUGCCUGGCCUCCACCCUCUCAGGACAGCCUGGACUUGGGGAAUGAGCCGGGGCCAGGGGUUGAAGGGGAGGGGAGGUGGUCUAGGAACAUCACCAGGCACCCAGUGGCCCUCCCCCCACCCAGACCCUCACACUACAGAAAACCCCAAUGGUGCUGAUACCCGCGCCCACGCCUGGCCACGCCCAGCCCCUCUGCCAGGAGGCGGCAGCAUGGUUAGCCUGUACAGUUUUAUUGUACUACCAAGACUCACCCGCCCCUGUAUCAUAUGCCUUUAAAUGGAGUCAACUUUUUAAUUAUAUAUAUAAAGAUAAAUAUAUAUAAAUAUAUAUAAAUAUAAACUUUUUAAAACUGUGAAAAAAAUAGCUAAGAAAUUAUAAAAAACACAUUCUGACGUGCAGAAUAUUAUUUUUUAUUUCCUGUUAGAUUGUGAGUGUCUAGCACCCGGCUUCACGGCCCCCCAAUCCUCUGCACCCCCACCCUGCCCAUGUGUACUGUAUGCACCCCCCGAGAUGGAGAAAGAGAGAGAGAGAGAUGGAGGGGAACCGAGCCUGGCCCCAGCUCGGCCCAAAAAGCACUUAGCCAGCCCCCCAUGCCUGCCGGCCCCCGUGGGCCAGUGGGCUAUGAGCAGACAAUCCAGAAGGAAGGAAAAGCCAGUCUUCGGUUUUGUUUUUUUUUUGGGGGGGAAUGUUUUCCUGUUUUUUUUUUUCUUUUUAAGUUUCUUUUGGAAUUUUGUUUGUUGGCAAAUUCUGUGUGAUCUUUUUCAUAAAAAAAAAAAAAAAGA
This is a messenger RNA of Jaculus jaculus (lesser Egyptian jerboa), 10377 nucleotides long. It is a transcript of the gene Tnrc18, whose product is annotated as trinucleotide repeat containing 18. Gene Ontology annotation, molecular function: chromatin binding. Lineage: Eukaryota; Metazoa; Chordata; Mammalia; Rodentia; Dipodidae. The record is from RefSeq and is a predicted model, not a curated record.